Messenger RNA from Lactuca sativa (garden lettuce), 2465 nucleotides. RefSeq lists its product as uncharacterized. The record is from RefSeq and is a predicted model, not a curated record. NCBI's taxonomy places the organism in Eukaryota, Viridiplantae, Streptophyta, Magnoliopsida, Asterales, Asteraceae.
UCGACAUCCAACCUACCCACAUCAACGGCCUACAGCCAAUCAACUUACUAACUUACAUAUUCAUCAACAUCAACGGCCAAUAAUCAAAUCAAAUCAAAUCCCCCAUUUUCAUUCUCAUACGCCUCUCGCACUUUCCCCGUGUUCUUCGAGCCUUCAUCAACGAAAUCAUCAUACGAAUUGGCUUUUGAUUUUUCUUUCAGAUUCCCUGUUACACAUACGGACUAACAAAACUCGGAUAUGAUGUCCAUGGGAGGGCUUUGCUCGCUUCAAGUUCUGUCUGGAGUUCAAGAACAAGCCCUUGUAAUGGUGGAUCUAAUACCUCUACGGUUUCCGAAAAAUUCUAUACAAAGUACGCCUCGAUGUUGUAAGUUUAGGGUUUUCUUCGUCUAAGCGUAUGAUUUCAUCCUUUUCUUCUGUGAAGUAAAUUUCUGGCGUUUACGUCGACUGUAAUCCGAAAUUUGAAGAAUCGUAUUAUAAAUCGCUCCGAUUUCGUGAAAAUUUACUGUUUAUUGCUUUUAAGUAGUUUAAGGAACGAUUGCAGAUGUCCUAUUAAUCGUUGUAUUUGAAAUCUGGUGCUCAUUGUCGAUUUAAGCUUUUUAGGGUUUCAAAUCAAUUGAAAUUUGGGGAUUUGAGGCUAUUUAGGGUUUCGUAUAAUCUGGAAGAGAGUAUUGAAUGGCAGGACGAGGCAAAGAGUUAGGGUUUCUCGAAAGAACUGGCGUUAUCAGUUUAAAAGAACAGUUGGCCAGAACUGCACUGCGAAAUGUGAGAUUGAAGGGUCAUACGUAUGUUGAGCUUAGGGAAGAUAAUAAGAAGGUUAUCUUCUUCUGUGUACUGUGUCUUGCUCCAUGCUACAGUGAUUCAGUUCUCCAUGAUCAUCUACGUGGCCAUCUUCACAAACAGAUGUAUGAAGCUGCUAAAGCUACCUUGUUGAAACAGAAUCCUUUUCCCUUCAAUGAUGGUAUGCUUUUCUUCCAUAACACCGAGGAAGACAAUCAUUUGGUACCCUCAAACGGGAGGAAUUUAAUGCAAAAAAGGAGUAUCAAUGAAAACAAUCUCGCGAUUGUGGCUUUCAAAGGAAAUGCUUCUGACUAUGAACUUUCAUCUGAGGGAAGCUUAGAUUCAGGACAAGGAGAUGAGAGUUUAGAUCUUGAUGAUCUGAUAAUUCCCAAUGUGCUACACAAAGAUAAAGUUACUGAUUUAGAAGUGAGAGAAAUUGGUAUUGGGAAAAUUUCUCUUAAGUCCCUUGAGCAAGAAGGGGUUUCAAAGGGAAUCAAGAAAAUUUGGUGCGAAUGGUUUGGGAAAAGUGAUUCAGUUAACAAUGACAAGAUUCCAUAUCAUGAUUUUGCUGUUGUUUCAUUUGCAUUUGACUUUGAUUUGGGUCGAAAGGGGAUAUUAGAUGACUUGCAGGGUUUUCUUUCUUCAAGUUCUAGACCUGCAAUAGAGGGGAAUGCAAACCCUAAAGGAAAAAAGAGGAAAUCACUAUCUGAUCCUGAAGAUUAUAGUGAAUCUUUGAGUAACCAAUAUGAAGAAUCUUCCAGUGAAGAAUCUUUGGCAUCGGGUAGUUCUAAUUCAAGAAAUCUUGUAGAAGUUUAUGAUGAUAACUCACUCCAAUUAAGAGUUUUCCCAAACAAAUGUACAAGGAAAGAAAUUAGGGCAAGACAACGUUUAGCUUCAGAAAGAGUGUGUGACAUAUGUCAACACAAGAUGCUUCCUGGGAAAAAUGUUGCAACACUUCUCAACAUGAAGACUGGUCGAAUUGUUUGCAGUAGUAGAAAUUUGAAUGGGGCAUUUCACGUGUUUCAUAUUUCGUGCCUCAUUCAUUGGGUCCUUCUGUGUGAGUCUGAAGUUUAUACAAAACAGAUGGUAGUUGCUCCUGAAGUAAAGAAGAAAAGUAGGCGAAAAAAAGGAGCCAAAUUUAAAAAAGCUGAAGAGGAGUCAAAAAAACAAAUUUAUUCUGCUUUUUGUCCUGAAUGUCAGGGUACUGGUGUACAUAUUGAUGAAGAUGAUGAGCUGGAAAAACCUACAGUCUCUCUUUCUGAGAUGUUCAAAUAUAAGAUGAAAGCGAGUGAUGGGCACAAAGAGUACAUAAAAAACCCUGAAUUGUUGCACAAUUGUUCAACCGGUUUUUACUUCCCUUCCCAAUCUCAAGAACCACUUCAGGAAAAUGUGUCGGCGUUGAAGUUGCUAAGGUUUUAUCAUGCAGUUGAGUUGAGUAAUGAGUAGAGCUUGAUUUGAUUGGUUGUUUCUUUUAGUUAUUUUUCUUGUAACUAUUUUAUGUAAAAAGGUCAUGAUGAUUCUAACCAUAAUAGAACAUAACCUUGACUUUUCUGUUGACUUGAAUUGCAUGAAUGUAAAUGCAAUUGUACAUAGCAUAUCAUUUAUGCUGAAAAUAUUGUUUUAUGUAUUUUGAUUACAAGAGAUUGAACUCUGCUUUAAAUGAACCUUUUAUGGAGUCAUUCAAUGUA